Messenger RNA from Morchella importuna, 351 nucleotides. RefSeq lists its product as uncharacterized. Lineage: Eukaryota; Fungi; Ascomycota; Pezizomycetes; Pezizales; Morchellaceae. The coding region runs from base 1 to 351 and encodes 116 amino acids. The transcript is spliced from 2 exons. The record is from RefSeq and is a predicted model, not a curated record.
AUGAGCAACAUAUUCAAGGGGAGGAGUAGGCAGAACCAGGAGGCAACGUUGGAGGUGAUCAAGGAUAACCUGCGGGAAACGAUACGAGAGAAGAAGGGCAUCACUAUCGAGGUGAUACCCGAAGAUGGAUUCAGUGAGGACGAUGAAGAGUUAGCGGCGGAUCUUGCAACAUUCCGGAAGGCACGAAGACCACCCCCGAGUGCUCUAGGGUAUAUCUCUGGUUCCGACAACGGUAACGGGCAGGAAGAGGUGGUUUACGCUCAACUUCGGGGCAUUGAAGCGGAAGAUGAAGGUGAGGGGAGGGAUGAAGAGAAGGAUCGCGAGGAAGGCGAGGUGGAAAAUGAUCUAUAG